UGAUCUGUAGUACCUGUAGUAUCGAAGAGUUAGAGUUUGCGAACGGUUGUCUUUGAGUUUUAUGUGUUUAAAGUUUAAGUUACGCAAGUGAUAUAGAAAAAAAAAAGGAUUUUUUUUGGUGAUUUAGGAAAAAAAAACAUUUCAUUUGGUUGCUGAAGGUAUUUAAGGACAAUAAUAUCGAAAACUGAUGGACUUUUGAGCUUAAAAAAAAUGUAUCAUCGAUUUUGCCUGUUGCUGAGUAUCCUAGUGCCAUUACUCACAUCAGGACAAUCUGCCAAUUUCGUACCAUGCUCAGAAAUAUCCCCAGAACUCAGAUUUCCAUGCAAAUGUGCUCUGGGUCCAGUCGAAAAGCAACUGGACGGUAAUCCCUCGUUAUCAGUUAAUUGUGACAACACUGUAUUCCCGUACGACGCUUUUGUCUUACCUUAUGGAGCACCGGUCACAAAUUUUAGUCAAAAAUGGGCCGGAUACCAAUCCCUACCCAAUCAGUUGUUUGCUUCAAGUUUACCUCUACGUAGCAUAGAUCUGUCAGGUAAUUCUUUACGGAAAUUGACAGAACGUAUGCUCCAAGCAGUUUCCACAUCUCUAACUGAACUAAAACUAGCGGAAAAUCUACUGGGCGAUACCCUAAAUCCUAUAUUUUCGACUAGCGAAUUUAGAGGGCUGAAAAACAUGCGAUUGCUAGACUUGCAAGGCAAUGGCAUCAAGGCUAUAGAGGAGGGCAUUUUUGAAGGCUGUGACAGUCUAGAGGAGCUGUAUCUAGAUAAAAAUGAGUUUAUAACUGUACCAAGUACAUCAUUGAAUGGUCCAAAAGCCCUAAAAGUGUUAUCCCUUAGUAACAAUAACAUAGAUAGUAUUAAACUAAAAUCAUUCACAUCCCAGUCGAGUUUAGAAAUGGUCGAUCUAAACAACAACUUAAUAUCCUCGAUAGAAAGCGGAGCGUUUUCAAAUUUGCAAAAAAUCCGAGUUCUAAGAUUGUCUCGCAACCGUUUGGCGAAAUUCAACAGCGAUAUAUUCUACGGAGCAGAAAACUUGGUUCGACUCGACUUGUCCGAAAAUUUCAUCAUAGAUUUUCCAACCAUAGCUUUGAAAGGAUUUGAUAAUUUGAGGCAGCUGAACUUGUCGUCCAAUCUGAUUCAAAAUUUGGAUAAUAAUAAUUUAGUGUACCUCUCCAAUUUAUACGAUUUGGACUUGAGCAGAAACAAUUUAGCCAACAUAGUCCCAGGAACGUUUCUCGGCUUGAAGCAACUGAAGAAACUGGACUUGAGCGUUAAUUCUCUAAGAACUGUUGAAGAUGAUGCUUUUGAAGGUCUGGACAACCUGGAACACUUAAAUCUCAAAGACAAUAACAUCCUGCUGAUACCUGCUUCAGCUUUAGGUAGACUACCUCGUCUAACAUCACUCCAAAUGGACUAUAAUAGAAUAGCAGCUCUCUCAGGCGACAUACUUCGUUCAGUAGCUGAUAAAGUGACUCAUUUAGUUAUAUCCACCAACGUAGUAAGAGAACUACCUGGAACCACGUUCCAGUACUUCAAAAACCUCAUCUCGCUUGAUCUCAGAAGAAAUUUGAUAGUGAAUUUGAACUCAGAUUCGUUUGUGGGCUUGGAAGAAACUUUACAAGGGCUGUAUUUGUCUCAAAACCGUAUCAUGUCACUGUCCGGAAAUACUUUAGCUUUGCGCAAACUCCAGAAGCUCGAUUUAAGCGAUAAUCAUCUCACUGAACUACCUGGUACUUCAUUUAACCUGCUGUAUUCGCUGAAGAACCUAAAUCUAAGUCAUAACAUCCAUUUGACGAAUAUUCACGAUAAUCUGUUACAUGAAUUAGUUAAAUUGGAAGUCCUGGAUGUAAGCUACUGCGGAUUGAAAGCUAUCUCUUCAGAACUCUUCCUGAAAUCGAAUUCCUUGAAAGAAGUGUACUUAAACCAUAACUCCCUAUCAGAAAUCGUCGAUAACUUAUUUGUUAACAUGCCAAACUUAACUGUCAUCGACUUGUCCUACAACAACAUCAGCAGCAUCAAACAAUCUGCUUUUGCCUUUAUCAUGAACAUAAAAGUUCUGAACUUAAGAGGAAACCAAUUGACUUCUUUCAAAGGGGAAUAUUUCAACACCGGUACUAGUUUGGAAAUUCUAGAUAUAUCAGAAAACCAACUCAGUUACUUGUUCCCCUCUUCCUUCAGAAUUCAUCCGAGAUUGAAGAAAAUACUUGCAGGGAAAAAUAAAUUCAACUUCUUUCCCGCUGAGCUGAUUGCAAACUUACAGUUUUUGGAGUACAUAGAUUUGUCAUUUAACGAACUAAAAACUAUCGAUGAGCUGGACUUUGCCAGGCUUCCCAGACUCAGAUCACUGGUUCUGAGGAACAACAGCCUGGAGACUUUGAGCGAAAUGGCUUUCCAUAACAGCACCCAGCUACAAAUUUUGGAUUUGAGCAAUAACAAACUGGAACGAUUAGGCGAAAGAACUUUCGAGGGUUUAAUAAGACUUAAAAACUUGAAUUUGGAGAAUAACAAUUUAGUUGACUUGCCAGAGAACGUAUUUGAACGCGCACGUUUACAAAUGCUGGAAAAUAUUAACUUGAGCAAAAAUAAGUUCGAUAUACCGCCAUUGAAGGCAUUGCAGAAGCAGUAUUUCUUCCUGGACUCUGUUGAUUUGUCUCAUAACAACAUCGUAGAUAUUCCUCCAGAAGAUGGAAUAAUGGUAAACAUAAAGAAACUGGAUCUAUCUUACAACCCGUUAUCUCAACAGGCAGUGGAUAAUAUUUUUAGCGAACCAAAAACGGUGAGGGUACUAAAUCUUGCAGGAACCGGCACCAGCGAAGUAAGCAGGUUAGAAACUCCCUUCUUGAAGAAGUUGAACCUUUCUAAUAAUAACAUAUCUUCCUUGAUGGAUAAAACUUUCGAACGUACUACUUUGCUGGAAGAUUUAGACUUGUCGGGUAAUGAACUGUUCAGCAUCUCUGGAUAUUCUUCAAUUUGGAGGUUUUUGCGGGAUUUAAAAUCUCUAAACAUCUCAAAUAAUCCCAUCGAGUUCAUUUCCAGUGAUGAUUUCACUGGUUUGAGCAAACUUAGACAUUUCAGUCUGCAUUCUUUGAGUGAGUGUACUAAAAUUGAGAAAAGUGCGUUUAAGUCUGUGGGAAAUUUAGUGGCGUUGGAUGUGUACGAUUAUCCUAAACUGGGAUACCUGGAUGUAAAUGGAUUGCUCCAAAAUAUGCCUCUAUUGGAAAAGCUUAAUAUUGAAACUAAAGACGCUGCUAUUGGUAAGGAUCAGUUGCAGUCGGUGCUGCAUCCGAGGUUGAAGGAAUUGGGCAUCAGUGGAGGAAGAUUGAGGAGUGUCUCAUCAGGAACUUUUUCAGGAAUUAAAGGUUCAGACAUAAUCAUUCGUCUAACGAAUACAUCAGUGACUUCCUUACCGCCAGCAUUAUUUUUCCCUUUACCUCGUUCAUCGAAAGCUACCCUGGACGUCACUGGCAAUCAAUUAACCACGCUGGGCACUCAGCUAUUGGCAACGCUGGAGGAUAGACGAGGCGAUUUAAAAGUUAUCGGUCUGGAGACGAACCCUGUGGUGUGCGAUUGUAAUUCGAGAGCUUUGAGGAGAUGGUUAUCAUCUCAUAUGGCAACAGUGAGAUGCGUUGGGCCGCCGUACUUGGCAGGUAAAUUGUUGGUUGAAAUUGGAGACGACGAAUUGACAUGCGACCCCAACAAGAUGAUAUCACCAACAACUACCAAAUCUACAACUUUAACUGGCUCAACGCGUUUACAGAAGAAAACUACCGAACCGGAAAUUAUAUGGUCCAUGCCAGUUACCGAAAAACAACAGCCCAAAAUAAAAACAGCCUCUACAGGCCAGUCAACUUUGAACAACGAUGACACGCUGAUUAUAGGCAUCGUGGGUGGUGUUGUGGCAUUCAUAGCUAUUCUGAUCAUCGUUAUCUGUAUAAUCAGGUUGCGCAUGAGCAGUAACCAGUAUAGAGGCCCAGUCAGCGCAGGAUCCAUAGUGGCGCCCGGUAUGAUUGGAUCUGGUAGUAGUUGCGCAUGUAGUAUCAAGGGGGCGCCACAAGGAUCAGCUUCGGCCACAGCUCUAUAUGCUAUACCCCCUAGCUAUGCAGCCACGUUGCCACAUAAGGUGCCCGUUCAUCAAGGUGCUAUAAGGGUUCCAACAUAUUCCACCAUGGGUAGAGGCCCUUACUAUCAACAGUCCAACGUGCAGCCUUACUUUAUAGCGGCGUAUCCUUCAGACGAAAAAAUAUAUCGAUAGUUCGUCUGAACCAAGCUCAAUCCUCUACAGAUUGAGUUUUAAACGGGUUGGACCACAUUGGUCUGUCAACAAAUUUCAGUUUCUGUUAAGUUUUAAUGUAUAAGCGUCGUAUUGUAAAUAAACAUAUUUAUUAACUUAAUCUUAAGUACAAAUAUUGAGCAGGAACAUUGUUGUAAGUUGUUAAAAAUGCCAUAUUUUUUAAAUAAACGCUCAAAUUUGUUUUUAUUAUUGU
Molecule: messenger RNA, 4483 nt
Organism: Sitophilus oryzae (rice weevil)
Lineage: Eukaryota; Metazoa; Arthropoda; Insecta; Coleoptera; Curculionidae
Product: protein artichoke
Molecular function (GO): protein binding
Source: RefSeq, a predicted model, not a curated record